This is a messenger RNA of Podarcis muralis (Common wall lizard), 1393 nucleotides long. The record is from RefSeq and is a predicted model, not a curated record. NCBI's taxonomy places the organism in Eukaryota, Metazoa, Chordata, Lepidosauria, Squamata, Lacertidae.
GGGAGAGGCCGGAGCUGGGGGGUUGCAAGGAGGCGCGGGAGAAGGCGGCGUGCCGAGAAAGCAGGGGCCCAAGAGCCGCCCGCCGCCUGCCUCCCAGGGAGCGUCUGGGUAGCUGGCCUGCCUCGCGGGCCCAGGGUCCCGGGUUCAGGGGCGAGUCCGGGUUCCCCGUCCCUUCACCGAGGCGGGUGGAUCAAGAGUCCGCCUUGGUGUAAGACAGCUUCUUACACUUGCUAGCCCUCCACUUUUUAGCCACCAUCACGGCAUGCAGUUAAUUCUCGUCAGGCUGUAGCAGAGAAGGGAUGAGGACCUCUGCAUCAGCAUCCAAGGGACCAGCUCUUUUGAUGCCUCUCUUCCUUGAAUGCUUUCAUCUCAGCUGGUCAUUAGAACAACUUGUAAGAGCUUGAACUUUAGGUGUUUUCACAUGUUCCAGAUCAUCCAUCAGAUUACCAAUAGGACUGAAGACAUAUUAAUGGUAAUGAAAGAUGUUGUCCAGGAAUUUGCUGCUGAUGGAGUCAAGUACCUAGAGCUAAGGAGCACACCCAGAGAUGAGCCGACCACGGGUAUGACCAAAAGGACCUAUGUGGAAGCUGUACUUGAGGGUGUAAGGCAAUGCAAGGAAGAUGGCUUGGAUAUAGAUGUUAGGUUUCUGUUAUCUGUGGAUAGAAGAGGAGGACAAAUAGCUGCCAAGGAAACAGUCAAACUGGCCGAAGAUUUCCUGCUUUCCACAGACGGAGUGGUGGUAGGCUUGGAUCUCAGUGGAAACCCUUCAGCAGGUCAUGGCAAGGACUUUCUGGAGCCUCUCUUAGAAGCGAAAAAAGCCGGGCUGAAGCUGGCGUUGCAUCUUUCGGAGAUCCCAAACCAGGAAGAGGAGACCAGGCUUCUCCUGGGCCUGCCACCUGACAGAAUUGGACACGGUACAUUUCUUCAUUCUUCAUCAUUGGCCUCAGGGGAUCUUGUGCAGCUGGUUCGGCAAAAUCGCACACCCCUAGAACUCUGCCUGACGUCAAACCUCAAAAGCCAGACGGUGCUUUCUAGCGACCAACACCACUUCGGAUUCUGGUACAACCUGGGUCAUCCCAUCGUGCUUUGCACGGACGACAAGGGGGUUUUUGCGACUGACCUGAGCCAGGAGUACCAGCUGCUUGCGGACACAUUCCGACUGUCCAAAGUACAGAUCUGGGAAAUCUCCUACAAUGCCAUCAACUGCAUUUUUGCUUCCAGUCAUACAAAGACGAAACUGAAGGAGCAGUGGCAUCAACUGAAAACAUCUGUGCUUGAAUAGCCAUAUCAGACCGCCAACAACUAUGGCACUCACGCUGCAUGAGCAGAGUGUUGCUGUUUUUAAAAAACAACAACGUAUUUUUUAUUAAAGAUUUCUUAGUUUACAAAAGUA